GUCAGAAUGACAGGCUAAGAUCAUAGGUCUCUUCAGUUCCUUGAUUUUAAUAUCAACUUAAAAUCGAAAUAUAUAACGAAUUUAUAAACUGUCGUCGUGCCUUGCUUGAUUCGAAACAGCAUGUGUAAUAUAGAACUUUGUUACACUGCGAGUUCAGAACCAAUCAUUUACCAACCAAUCAUUAACCAAUUCUUCAUAAACGAAAAGAUAUGGCGGCACCUAAUGUUUCAUCCGACUGGGAUAUCGAUGCACACCGUGCCUACUACGAACCUACGGAACACUGGAACCUGCGGCGCAAUUUCAUGGAAAAACAUCGCCAUUGGAUUCCAGAAGAUGAGCUGGUGUGUCUUGCCCAAAUUUUUGUCAACGUAGAACUGCUACGUUGUCGGUAUCCACCAGCAACGAUGGAACGUUUGGCGGAGCUGUCCGCUGGCGUUGCCGAUGAGUACAGGGCUUCGCGGAGGAAUUGUCUGCGACGAACGUUUGUGUCCGCUUCUGACGCGGCAAUAUCGAAAGUGCGCAAUAGUAUCUGGCAGAAAGUCGUUGCAGAGGAUAGCACUGAAUCCUCGCAUCAAAAUUCUGAAUCUCAAGUAGUAUCGCCUCCAGUAGAUGUGCAUCAACCGCAGGCAUCGGUUUCCGUGCGGACGCCAACCUUCAAACCGAUUGUGCCAAUCAGAAGCAUCGAAGAUGUUUAUAACAAUAUCGUUCUGCUUAAUGAUUUGGACGCAACGCAAGCUGCUUUCAACUGUCUAGGAUGUGGCCAAUUGGAAAUAAUCGAUGGGAAAAAUUCUGCCGGUCAGAAUUUUGUGAAGGUACAAGUUGGCGAUUACGUACUAGUCGAUCGUACGUUUGGAUCGGAGAAGCCGGUUAAGGUGCACUCCAAGCAGAUAAUCUUGAAUGAAUUGAAAAGACAUUGUUUCAAACUUAAGCGCACUAAACCGAUCUCAAACUUAAAUAAGGAAGUAGAACGCCACGUAACUAAAGCCAUGGAUAGUUCAGGUAGAAGGGUUGUAAGAAUGAGAAAAGCACAGUCAUCGUCAGUUAAUUUGAAGAAUUCAGCAAAGAUCGGCGAAGACAAUGUUGGUUUCAAGCUGCUUCGACGGCUUGGUUGGGACGGUGGACCUCUGGGACAAAACGGUACGGGGAUCAUGGAUCCUAUCGUCAGUGACAGUAAGGGCGCGAGCUUCAAUCGUGAAGGACUGGGAAUGAAAACGGAUCGCAAGAAGGAUGUCUACAAUAUCGAUGCUAAUUUUUACCGAGAAACGUUGCGAAAUUUCCGAAAUAGCGGUGUCGAGUACGAUUUGGUGUUUUGCAAACAAUUUAAUAUACAUGAACGUCGAUUAUUAUCCAAUAUUGCGAAGGAGGAGCACUUGGAGACAAAUCUGGUCAGCCACUCAAAAAACAAUAAGAAUUUAGUCGUGCUCGGAAGGAAGUUAACACCUCAUGAACUUCUUGAACGUAUCAUUAUCGAUAAGGAUCCCGUGUUUUGCAGUCUUUAUCGUGUGGAACAUCCGUGUGCGGAUAAAACGGAAGGCCCAAAAGAAAUUAAGAAGUCACACCGCCAAGCGUCAUGGAUCAAACCUCCUCCGGUUAUACCAAUUACUUCCUCUUACGAGAAAAUUACUGAGCCGCCAUCGGAUUUCGAACCACGUACUCGUGAUUUUGGGCCACUGCCGGAGAUUAAAUCUAUCUCAGAUAUUUACCAUAGUAUUGUGUUGAUAGGAUAUAAUUUCAAACACACUCAGCGCUUUUUCGGGCAACUGAAUUGUGGGCAGCUAGAAUUGAACAUUACGGGUGGACUGAAUAAUAUGUUUGAAGCGCAAAUUCUGCUCGGGAAGCACAUUAUUGCCACAGUCAGCGCAAAUACUAAACAAAUGGCCGAGUUGGGUGUUAAGCAACACUUCAUGAGACAGUUGGGGGCCUGGUGUUACCGGAUUAGGAAUAAUAACAAAUGUAACAAAAAUAGCAGAUCUCUUAAGAAAUGUCACAAGGUUCACAAACAAGACAACAGGAACAGACCGCUCCGUGUGAAACAGUACGUCGUCAGAGUUCUGGGAAAGGCGAAAACGAUCGAUUAUUCACAUUAUUGCGAUAUGAUAAAAAAGUUUCACGACACAGGAAGCCAGUACGACCUCGUAUUUUGUCCCGAGUUUACAAAUAAGGAGCUGGCCAAGUUUGAGACUUAUAGCAAGAAGAUCGGCGCCAAAUCAUGCAGAUUGGGAAAACCGAAAAAUGCAACACAUCAUCUGAUUAUUUUCGGGAGACCCAUACUAGCCAUUGAUAUACUGCAACGCGUUCUGGUCCAAAAAGAUCCUGUUUUUAGUAAUGCUUAUACUGUGCAACCUCCCAACAAUGCGAACACAUGUGACGGAGUCGACUCAGAAUCUGAUUAGUUUCAUUAGUGAGGUACAUGUAGUAAUGGUAAUAAAUAAUAAUAAACGUAAGAUCUCGUAGAGAAGACUGAACAAUUUUUUAUAAGUCUAGAUUAAAGAGCAACGUUCCCAGCG
Molecule: messenger RNA, 2507 nt
Organism: Topomyia yanbarensis
Lineage: Eukaryota; Metazoa; Arthropoda; Insecta; Diptera; Culicidae
Exons: 7
Coding region: 210-2393 (727 amino acids)
Molecular function (GO): nucleic acid binding
Source: RefSeq, a predicted model, not a curated record